GCAGGCGGCGCAGGCGGAGCAGCAGCAGCAGCUGCAGGCGGAGCAGGCGGUGGCGGCUACACUCUCAGGGAUGACUCAACUGGGUGCCAUAGCAGCUCUAGCUGCCAGCCUGCUGGCAGCUGCUCUUUUUUCUGCAAUACACAAGAUUGAGGAAGGGCACAUUGGUGUCUAUUACAGAGGAGGGGCGCUCCUGACAUCCACCAGUGGACCUGGCUUCCAUCUCAUGCUGCCCUUCAUAACUUCUUAUAAAUCAGUACAGACGACAUUACAAACAGAUGAAGUAAAAAAUGUUCCGUGUGGCACAAGCGGGGGAGUGAUGAUCUAUUUUGACAGAAUUGAGGUCGUGAAUUUCCUAAUCCAAAGUGCUGUCUAUGAUAUAGUGAAGAACUACACUGCAGACUACGACAAGGCCCUCAUCUUCAACAAGAUCCACCAUGAGCUCAACCAGUUCUGCAGUGUCCACACGCUACAGGAAGUCUAUAUUGAAUUGUUUGAUCAGAUUGAUGAAAACCUGAAAUUAGCUCUCCAGCAAGAUCUGACAUCCAUGGCACCAGGACUUAUCAUACAGGCAGUCCGAGUCACAAAGCCAAACAUCCCAGAAACAAUUCGGAGAAAUUAUGAACUCAUGGAGAGCGAGAAAACGAAGCUGUUGAUCGCAGCUCAGAAGCAGAAGGUGGUGGAGAAGGAGGCUGAGACGGAGCGCAAGAAGGCUCUCAUUGAAGCGGAGAAAAUUGCCCAGGUGGCUGAGAUAACGUACGGCCAGAAGGUGAUGGAAAAAGAAACCGAGAAGAGAAUCUCUGAGAUUGAAGAUGCUGCGUUCCUCGCCAGAGAGAAGGCAAGAGCAGAUGCUGAAUGUUACACUGCCUUCAAGAUGGCAGAAUCCAACAAGCUAAAACUGACUCCGGAAUACUUGCAGCUGAUGAAGUACAGAGCGAUUGCCUCCAACAGCAAGAUCUAUUUCGGCAAAGAUAUCCCCAACAUGUUUAUGGACAAUGUUGGGAAUCCCACUAAACCUUCAGAAGGACCAGCCGAGGAGCUCCGAGAUGAAAACUGGUUAGGAGCUGGGGAGGAUUUGUGAAAUGGAGGCAGGCCAAAGGGGCGGCUCAAUCUUGGUUCGAAGGAAUGGAACUAAAGGCCUCGCCCCACUUUUCUCGGUGCGAUUUCUCUCUCUUCUUGGAUGCUGGAGAAGAGCCCUUCGGCCUUCGUGCUGACAAGGCAGGCUGGAAGCACAUCACAGCCCAGCUUCCUGGCUUCUGGAUUUUCAGCCGGCAGAUUCACUGUCACGUUUGCCUUCGUGCGGAUGGAGAAAGCAACAACGAAUCACGCCAGAGAGGCUGCAGCGUCCCUGUGAUUGGCUCUGCAGCCACUUCAAUCAAACAAGCAUGUUCACUCCCAUUGGAUCUUUUGUAGCAACUGGAGCAGGAGAAGCCCUCUCUUGCUAGAAACCAUACUGUCCUCUUGUGGUUGUACGUAUGGUACAGGUGAAGUCCAACAGGUAGGCAAUACGCUCAGUAUCCAGCAAAUGUAGGAGUCAGAAUUGUGGUGUUUCUCUCUCUCUCUCCCCCCCCCCCCCCCUUUUAAAGCAUUGGUCUUGAUGUGCAUAUUAUCCAAAAUGGGCUACGUCAACCAGAUAACCUCCACAUGCGGUUCUGCAGUAUUUGGAUUUGUGAGCAAUGCUAUCCGGUAGUUGGAUUUCACCUGUAGCAUAUAUGUGGACCCCGUCCCACCCACCCCAAAUAAAGGUGCUAUGUUUUGAAUUUUAAAAACAAAACAAAUGGAAACACCCACACUACAGAUCCAAGACUUGGCAUGGUGACUUGGAACAUUAAAUAUCAACACAACUAAAGGUGCGUCCACAUGGUACUUAUUUUGGGAUGCAUUGACAGAGCACAUCCAAACCCUGAUGUUCUCCUUCCUACCCUACAAUGUUGAUAGGGACAAUGACAGGACCAAUUUCAGAUGGGGUGCAAGUUCUCUCUCCCCCUUCCCUCCAUAAUGGCAUCUCCAGAUAAAGCUGUCCUGCGAAAGAGGUUGCUACCCUUUUCAGAGAUUCCUCCUGCACUAGACCACGGCUACCUCGUAAGCACAGGCAUCUGCAUAGCCACUUUGCAUUGCACGUCAUUGGAAGCAGCAGAGAAGUUGAUUUGGAUUUUGCAGGUCUCUUUCUAGAUCAUGGCUGCACAACCGGUGAUCCACCAAGCUGAAUGCAGCCCACCAGCCAUGCAAUUGUGGCCUGCCAUUUAUUUUUCCAACCCAACUUUUACCAAGACCCUAGUAGGCCACUGUACAUUGCUGUAUUUUGGCUUGGCAAAUCACAAUUUGUGCCAGCACAUUUGGGACUAAACCAGCAGCCAGAUUCUCUGCUGUUCAGCCUCUGCUUCAUGAGUGAAAAUGCACCCGUCCAUUGUUGCAGUGUCUUCCUAGAAGAAGGCAUUGAGAGGAUUUCAGGGUCUUGGAUCUCACCCAUUCCUGCUUACUGAGAAGGUUUCCAAUGGUGGGUAGUGUUACUUUGAGCCAAUUCUGAGGGUAGCUUUUUGAAGUCAUCCAUGAGUGAUGUGCAUGAUAAAUGCAGUUUGGAAUUAGUUUUCUGGGGACAGCCAUGCAAACAGGAUUAGGAAGUUGUGUCAAAUGGUGCAUCGUCAUUGCACAAUUCCUCAAACGAUGUCCUUGGUUACCCUGUAAAUGUCAAGCCACUAAUCCUGGGUUCCUUCUACUAUUAGAGCAGCCCAGUCCAACCAGGUGAGCAGAAAAUGGCUUGGAUUGCAAUUCCCAUCAUCCCCAUCCAGUGUCUUUUGCUCAAACCCAUCGGGAGGCCGUCUGAUCAUAGAUGCCUGCAUUAGGGAUUUGAAGGGGGACGUGUUGCUCUAGAAAUGGGCUGCUCCAAAGUAGAAACAGAGAUUUAAAGAAUGUUCUGUUUUCCCCGGUAAAUGUUCCAUCUUAUGUUGGUCUGUGCUAUUAACAUGAUCUGUAUAGACCAGUAGGGUUACCUCCCGAGGUCUCUUUUCCAAAGGCUGCAUUAAGGCUGUGUAUCUUGCAGACAUCCUAUUGAGACACCAGUGUGCAGGUAUAUUGGUGGUGAGAACCCUUGUAGACCUGAAAUCCAAUAACGUAUCCUCGAUUAUCCACACAGAAGAGUUACCAAUUGCCUUUAUAGCAAAGAUCUUCGUUAUUGCAAAAUGUGAGCAUUUUUCUUUUAGUGGCUGAUAGAUGGGUAUUGGAAUCGUUGAUUCAAAAUCAAACCUGUGGCACCAACGUGACACUAGCAGGUCUUGUAGCUUCCAGCAGUAUAGUUUCAACAUCCCAGGACUUCCCAAUAUGCAAACAGAGCUGAGAUGCAAAGCAGUUUUUAAGCUACGUUCCCCAAGUACUUAUUACCCCUACCUUUGGCAUUUCAAAUUGUGGUUACUUCGACAACCUGUCCAGCACAACACAACAGCAAAACCAAGGAGGUAUCUGGCUAGACUCUGUUCCAAAGUUCGGUAAGGCUUCAGGAUUAUGUGGCUCCUAUUUUAACCUCAUUUCGUCCAUGUUAGAACAAAAGUCAUGUACAAAGGUCAUGUUCUGUCUUGUCCAUUUUGCAAAAACCCUGGGAUAAUUUUUAAUGGAGUGGGGGGUUUCUGAAACAAGGGGCUGAUGUGAAUGUAUUUUUCGUUUUGUUUUUAAACGUUAUAUAGUGUGAUUGCUACAAUUCCUGAGUCAGGGGUGCUUGUCAGGGGUGGCUGCUCAGUCUUAGUCUGCCUAAAACAGGGGUUUGGGCGGUGGCAACAGUGCUGUGCACUCUUCAGUAUGACUCUUUGGAACUGAGUGGUUCCUUUCAUGAGCGUCCAGCUUUUUCCAAUAUGCAAGUAGGGCAGUCCCCAGAGGCGUGCAUCUUUGUAAAAUGGGAAUGACCAAUUGUAAGUCUGCAGAUGGGCUAAGAGUCCUACACGCUUUGCCAGGUGUGCCUUAGAUUUGUUUCCAACAGUUCCCACAUUACAAACAUGCAUCUCCUUAGCGUUGUUGUUUUUUCCCAGUUGCUUUCUUGCAUGUGUCUUCAAAGUGCAAACAGGACUAAUGUGACACCCAAAUUUGUUCCAGAGUGAACAAAUUGGCGGUGUCCCCCUGGUGUCUGUGGCCUGCUCGUUACGAAUAUAUUUCAUGAAAGCCCUUAAAAGUAAUGUGAACAAAUCUAUGUGAAUGUAAUGUCAUUUUGAAAGCAGAGAAAAAGGUACUCUGUCCUGUGAUAACUUUUAAAUAUUGGGCCUAGUUUUCCCUGAGAUAAUAAAACCUAUACUGCUUCAGACUGUAGGGGUUGUGUGGAUAGGGGGUGAUGUGCGAUCAUAUGAUUGCUUGCUCAGUAUGGAAAAUAUAUAUUCCCUACACACAUAAAUCUAGCAUGUCAAGGAAAAAGCUGGAUAGUUACCCCUCUCCCUGACAUGCUAGGCUUCUAUAUGCAGGUGUUUUAUUUUUUAAAAGGGAGGAGCUUUCAGUCAUGUGCGAGCCAUCACUUCGGAGUCUGAAAUGGUACGACUGAGACAUAGGUUGUCCACCCUCUCUGAGAACUUGGCCAUUGUUAUCCAGCGCCAUUUCAACUUCACUGGGUUUCCAACACAACAUAGCUGGCGCUAAUGGUAGCAAAAGGAUGGCUGUUAAACAGAUAUUUUCAUGAGGAUGAUGUUUUUUUAUGCACCAUGAUGCAGUGUGAACAUGCUCAGGAAUGACAGGGCCGCACGUCAUUUACCCACCGAUCCCUUGAGGAUCAAGUAUUCUUAGACGUGCUGUUGGUUUUUCCACGCUGCAUUGUCAUGAGUUUGCACUUCUUGCUCCAGAGGAGUUCUAUUGAACUCACUUGAAAUUAUAAAAGAGCAAAUGGCUUGAGAUUGUCAUCUCUGGUUAUUCUGAUUCCUUUGACAUGUAAUGCCUCCCUAAUGGGAUUUCAGGGCCACCUCACACCUUAUAAAAACAACUUGGUAUGCUUGCCUGUGACCCUGUUGUCCUCUGUAAUGUGAGAGACACGUGCUGCUUGCAUUCGCAAUGUCCACAACUGUUUUUUGUUUCGUUUUUCAAAAAGCAUGUUUCUGUCUCACACUUACGGGGAGUCCCCAACUAAUUUCUUAAUCUGUGAAGCAACCUUAAAGACAUGGGGGGUGAAUUUGAAACUGUAUCUGUGAUCUGUGGGUUGUUGUUUUUACAAAAAAAAAAUGGACAUGGAUGGAUAGAAAUCAAACUUUUACACUGAAAUAUGUAGAAUGUACUGGAGGGGAAUAAAAGGGAUGAACAAUACUCUGAACCUCCACUUCUGCCUGAAGAUCUGCUUUACUUUCUUCUCUCUCCCCCCCCCCCCCCGCCCUUCCCCUGGCAGAAGCAUCCUCUACAAGACAGGUUAUCUAGUCUCCAAGGAGAAGCUGGGGGUGGGUGGGGGGUAGAAACGGUGUGGUGGCUACGAAGAUGAUUACCUGGGACCAAGUUGGUACGGCCAAGCCUGUCCCAUUUUGACUUUGCAUCAGAGUGCUAACUAAGAGCAAAGUUUGCAAUUCUGCUUCUCAAUUUGAGUGGCUAUUUGUCUACUUGAACAUAUCAGAACCUACCUGAUAACACUUCAGCUCAUGGUUUGGAAAAUUGCUAAAGUGGAUUAGAUUAGGCACGAAAAUGGGUGUCAUCCUUUCUUUUUGAACAUUAUCUACAGCUGGAUUCCAGUCUCUUAUGUUCUAUCCAAUACUGCAAUAGAAGGAGCCACUUUUUUUUUUGGCUUUCAUACUAUUACAGCUUGCAGAUAGGAUUAUGCCUGUACAAGAAACGGAGAGAUAUUUAUAUGAGACCUGUGGGAGUGAUUUCAUUUGAUCUUUUCAGUCCUGAUAAAAUGUUUGGGAGGGGAGGUACCUUUUAUUUCUUAAGAUUUUUUUUUUUACUAGCAAAAACUAAAUUCCAUAAAAGCCAAAGUGUAUUAUAUGACUUUUUAUAUGACUGUGUGUAAAAAAAAAAAGAACGAAAGAAAUAAUACUGUUUAGAAGAAAUAAGCCUUUGCAUUCUUUUUAUAUAGACUUUCACAAUACAUAACUUAAAACCACUAUUCAAUAAAGAGAAGCAAAUAAUGUGAAAAAUAAUUAAGAUGUAGUAGAUGAUUUCUCCUGAAAAUUAAAUUCUUUCCAUCUUGUUAGACACUAGAACUGUAAUUUAGCAAUUUUUUUUUCUUUCCUUUUUUUUUUUAAUUGUGAUCGCUGCUCAUUUUAGAGCCUUUCUCAAAUGCUGACUCUUGGGGUUCUGAGCAAUUAACAUUUUUUCUAUUUCCUUUUUGUAUUUCCAUUGAACAAAUUAACACUUUUUCCUCUGUUUUGCAAAGACGAGGUGAUUGCUUCAAGCCAGUUUCGUUAAUGAGGAGGAAUUGGUGAAUGACUCUGUAUUUUUGGGCAUCAACCAAUGCUGCUGUGUUUCUGAUCUUUUGGGUUGUUUUUUUUUGGUUAGAAAUUGUGUAUCAGAUUAAACAAGCCCUGUAUGUUUCAAUAUUUAUUGUAAUUACUGAAUAAAACAUCUUAAUUUGC
Elgaria multicarinata webbii is the source of this 6518-nucleotide messenger RNA. RefSeq names its product ER lipid raft associated 2 (gene ERLIN2). NCBI's taxonomy places the organism in Eukaryota, Metazoa, Chordata, Lepidosauria, Squamata, Anguidae. Gene Ontology annotation, biological process: SREBP signaling pathway. Gene Ontology annotation, cellular component: endoplasmic reticulum membrane; endoplasmic reticulum. Gene Ontology annotation, molecular function: ubiquitin protein ligase binding; cholesterol binding. The transcript has 12 exons. The record is from RefSeq and is a predicted model, not a curated record. The coding region runs from base 71 to 1078 and encodes 335 amino acids.